Molecule: messenger RNA, 576 nt
Organism: Parasteatoda tepidariorum (common house spider)
Lineage: Eukaryota; Metazoa; Arthropoda; Arachnida; Araneae; Theridiidae
Source: RefSeq, a predicted model, not a curated record
AUGCCUCUUCGACGAAAGAGUGCGAGAUUUCAACAGUUUACGGAGUUUGAACGGGGGAGAAUCAUCGAUCUUGGUGAAGCUGGAUUGUCUUAUCGUGUAGUAGCCGCUCGUGUGCAGCGUAACAGCAGCAAAGUAAUGCGUGUUUGGAAGCAGUGGACGGACGAGUGUCGGACAACUCGAAAAUCCGGGAGUGGACCCCGAAAUGUGACGUCAGCUCACGAUGACAGACACCUGAUCCGCAUGGCGCUGACGGACCGUACGGCUCCCUCUAGACAACUGACAGCACAGUGGUCAAUAGCUCCAGGUGUUUCAUUGUGUGCUUCAUUAAUUCGUAGACGUCUGCUGCAGCGUAGACUGCGUGCAAGGACUCCUUUAUACAGGAUCCCCCUCACGCUAAACCAUCGCUGCCUGCGGCUACAAUGGGCCAAUCAGCAUAGUGACUGGCGGGCUUAUUGGCAGCAUGUCGUGUUUUCUGACAAAUCCCGCUUUAAUUUGUGGUACCAUAAUGGCCGCUUUCGUGUCAGACGUUAUGCCGGUGAACGCCGCCUUCCGGAGUGCAUUAUCGAAAGCCAGUGA